Exserohilum turcica Et28A is the source of this 1338-nucleotide messenger RNA. RefSeq lists its product as uncharacterized. The record is from RefSeq and is a predicted model, not a curated record. The transcript has 2 exons. Gene Ontology annotation, molecular function: heat shock protein binding. Gene Ontology annotation, cellular component: cytoplasm; nucleus. Bases 7 to 1107 code for a protein of 366 amino acids. Lineage: Eukaryota; Fungi; Ascomycota; Dothideomycetes; Pleosporales; Pleosporaceae.
AACAACAUGGCUAGGAAACAACGCAACGGCGCAGCGCCUCAAGAUCCUGUAGAAGAUGACAUUAUGAAUGAUCACGAAAGUGAAGGCGAGGAGCAGGAUAUUGGCGAGGAUGGCCCUCCUGCCAUUGACCCGUACGAGGUUCUGGGACUCGAGACAGAGGCAACUGCAGACGAUGUGAAAAAGGCAUAUCGCAAGCUGGCGCUCAAGUGCCAUCCAGAUAAGGCUGCGCCCGAAGAAAAAGAAGCCGCCAAUAAGGCUUUCCAAGAGCUUGCAUUCGCAUACGCCGUGCUUUCCGACGAUCGCAGACGUAGACGCUAUGACCUUACAGGCAGUACAGCAGAGACCAUCGAAGAUGAUGACGACUUUGACUGGCUAAAGUUCUAUCGCGAGCAGUUUGAGAAUGUCGUCAACGAGGAGGCUAUAAACAAGAUUGCCGACGAAUACAAGGGCAGCGAAGAGGAGCGGAACGAUCUGGUCAAGGCGUACAAAAAGGUCAAGGGCAAUCUGAACAAGAUGUACGACCUGGUUAUGCUGUCUGAUAUCCUGGUGGACGACGAGCGAUUCAGACAGAUUCUUGACGAAGAGAUUGCCAAGGGCACGAUCGAGUCAUAUCCUGCAUACAAAAAAGAGACAGACGAGACGCGCCAGAAAGCCAAAGACGCGGAGAAGAAGAGGCGCGAAGCCUUUGACAAGGAGCAAGCUCAGGAACAGGAAGAAGCCGAGCCCGUCAAGGGGAAAGCCAAGGCCAAAGCAAAGCCCAAGGCCAAGAAGAAGGGGGGAGAUGAUAUGGCAGGUCUGGCAGCUCUGAUCCAACAACGGCAAAAGGCACGAGCAGGCAACUUUUUCGAUGCCCUGGAAGCCAAGUAUGCGCCCAAAUCACGAGGCUCCAAGCGAUCCACGCCCAUGGAAGAGCCGUCUGAAGAAGCAUUUGAAGCCAACCGCAAGAAGCAGAAACGGAAUGGCAGCGCAAAAAAGAAGGCCAAGCAAGAGAGUGAAGAUGAGGACAUGGAGUCUGAGGAUAUCGGGGACUCUGAGGAAGAAGCGACACCGCCUCCCAAGCAGAAGUCGAAAGGGAAGCGGAAGGCCCCCGCACGUGGACGUUCCUAGUACCUUAUGCAAAGUCAGACUGGACUUGGUGGCACUGUUAGGUGGUAAUAGAGAGCGCUCUUGGUCCUACCUUGAUUAGAUUGCACUCGAACGAGGCGGUUCAACUGAGCUUAGGCGUUCUGGUUGAUACCCUAGGUACGGUAUGCAGGGUGUUGUUUGGGCUGAGUCAUUUGCUGAGAAUCAAUCCGUCAGCUUGGGUUGUGGAAUUUCCGAAUACAAGCUGCGUGGUAA